AUGUUGUCCCUACACCCGCCGCCGCCAACUGAGCAUAUCGACGUACUCGAGAUGAACGAGGCAUUUGAAGAAAUCGACGGAUCUUUCCAGUUCACAGGCACUCUCGUAGUGUACAACACUCACAAUGGCUUGCACCACGCACGUUCGAUCCCUCGCCACUCAUCCCUCUUGGAGAUCAAACUCGAACAUCUCAUCAAUUUUAUCCCCAUUCCCAUCUCCGCCUACACCCCUCUGUUCCCGUCCGGUUUUACACGUGCACCAGAUCUCCCGCCACAGAAGUGCUACAUCAAAAAGCCUAAACUUAUAUCCUACGAUCGAAUCCGCCAAGGAUCCCAACCAAAUGAUAUCGCAGAGUCCGUUCUCCUCGAAGCCACAGUCUGCGAGCUUCUCAAGCAGCAUCCGCACCCCAACAUUGCCCCCUACCUUGGCUGCCAGGUUACCGAUGGGAGAAUAACUGGUCUCUGUUUUCCGCGAUAUAACUGCACUCUGAUGGAAGAAAGAAGCAAGGACUACAGUGGGGUGUUGGCCGUGGUUGAGAGUGGUAUCAAGCACCUUCAUGUUUUGGGAUUUGUGCACAACGAUAUCAACCCAAGCAAUAUAAUGCUAGACGGUGACAAGGCGGUGAUCAUUGAUUUUGAGUCCUGUAGGCGGGCGGGAGAGAGCCUGGAAGACUGUGGUCGUACUUACGAGUGGUACGAUGAGGAAGUCAAUACCUCUUUGCCUCAGAACGACCUCGACGCUUUGGAGGAGAUUCGGAUAUGGUUGGGUGUUAGUUCUAAGCCAUUCCAGUUUGCCGAAUAA
Molecule: messenger RNA, 801 nt
Organism: Dichotomopilus funicola
Lineage: Eukaryota; Fungi; Ascomycota; Sordariomycetes; Sordariales; Chaetomiaceae
Exons: 2
Coding region: 1-801 (266 amino acids)
Biological process (GO): protein phosphorylation
Molecular function (GO): ATP binding; protein kinase activity
Source: RefSeq, a predicted model, not a curated record